Oryza brachyantha (malo sina) is the source of this 1931-nucleotide messenger RNA. Its product is annotated as U-box domain-containing protein 21-like. Gene Ontology annotation, molecular function: ubiquitin protein ligase activity. The coding region runs from base 23 to 1378 and encodes 451 amino acids. NCBI's taxonomy places the organism in Eukaryota, Viridiplantae, Streptophyta, Magnoliopsida, Poales, Poaceae. The record is from RefSeq and is a predicted model, not a curated record. The transcript has a single exon. Gene Ontology annotation, biological process: protein ubiquitination.
CGGCCACGGGUUUGUCACGCCGAUGACUCGCCCUCGCGCCCGCGCCCGCCCGGGCCGGCUGGCCCUGUUCGAGAUCCCGCUCGCCGUGCGGCGGUUGGCUUGGCGGCAGCAGCAGGAUCAGCAGACGGCGGCCGAGGGCGGCGGCGAUGUGCCGGACCAUUUCUUGUGCCCGAUCUCGCUGGAGAUGAUGAGGGAUCCCGUCACGGCGCCGACGGGGAUCACGUACGACCGGGACGGCAUCGAGGGGUGGCUGGAGCUUGGGCGUGGGGCGUGCCCCGUCACCGGCCGGCCGCUGAGGGCGGAGGAGCUGGUGCCCAACCACGCCACGCGGAGGAUGAUCCAGGAGUGGUGCGUCGCCAACAGGGCGUUCGGGGUGGAGCGCGUGCCCACGCCGCGCGUCCCGGUGUCCGGCGCCGACGCGCGCGAGGUCUUUGAGGCUGUCGCCGCGGCGGCGAGGCGUGGGGACGGGGUAGCGUGCGGGAAGAUGGUGGCGAGGGCUAGGGCGCUCGGGAAGGAGAGCGAGCGCAACCGCCGGUGCUUCGCCGCCGCGGGCGCCGCCCGCGCCCUCGCGUUUGCUUUCUCGCGUCUCGUUGCUGCCUCCGACCAGGCGGAAACGCGCGCCCUUGAGGAGAUCUUGGCCGCGCUGGUCGUCUUCUUCCCGCUCGACGAGGAGUCCAGGCGCUGCAUUGCCUCCCCAGCGUCGCUGGACGCCCUCGUCAAAAUCAUGUCUCACGGCGAGCCGGUCGCGCGGGUCAGCGCCGUCGUCGUGCUCCGGGAGAUCGCCUCCUCAUCCGAUAGUCAAUGCCUCGAGGCAAUGUCCAAGGCCAACGCCAUGUACGACGCGCUCGUCAAGCUCGUCGCGAAGCCAGUCUCGCCGCAAGCCACCAAGGCCGCACUGGUCACCGCCUACUACCUCGUCAAAAACGUCGAACACGCGGCCUCCCGCUUCGUCGACCUCGGCGUGGUGGAGCUCCUCGUCGAGCUCCUGGCCGACGCCGACAAGGGCACGACGGAGAAGGCGCUCGCGGUGCUCGACAGCGUCCUCGUCACGGCCAAGGCCCGGGACAAGGCGUACGCGCACGCGCUGGCCGUGCCGGUGCUCGCGAAGAAGACGAUGCACGUGUCCGACAUGGCGACGGAGUUCGCCGUGUCGGCGCUGUGGCGGCUGUGCAAGAACUCCCCGGUCGACGGCGGGUGCACGGCCGAGGCGCUGCAGGUGGGCGCGUUCCAGAAGCUUCUGCUUCUUUUACAGCUCGGCUGCGAAGGCAUCACCAAGGAGCGUGCCAGCGAGCUGCUCAAGCUUCUCAAUGCAUCGCGCGACAGCGCCGAGUGCAUCGAGACGGCCGAUUUCAAGGGGCUGAAGAGACCCUUCACUUGAGUGUGCAGAGAUCAACCAAUUAGCUAGGUCAACAACUCAAUCAAGAUGUGGAUACAAGAUGUGAAAGAACAGAUACAAUUAGGUUUAAAUCGUCUUCCAUUCGACAACGUCGUAAUUAGUUCCUCCACCUGUUAAUGGCAGCUUUCACGCAGUGGUACAGAUACAUGCGACAGAAUUAACUUUUUUUUUUUGGGCUACAAGAUGAUGAAAAUUUGCAUGCAUGCUACUACUGCUCCUGAAUCUUCUUGGCUAAUCUAGAAUGGAGAAAAGAUGCAAUUUUUCUUUGGUAGUCUGCAGCGUACACAAAUUUUGACCAACGACGAGUAAACGCCAGUUUGCACUAUACACUGUAGCAUGCCGGACAAAAGGACAGUAUUCGGUAAAGGUGGAUGUGAAGCAGUUGUACACUACAAUUGGAAACUCCCGAAGCCAAACAUUAGCAGAGCUUCAGCUGCAGAAAAAGCACAAAGAUCUUAGAGCAAGAGCAAGUAUAAUAGCAGGCUAUAAGCUAAUUAAAUGCUUUUGUGUAAGAGAAGGAGGAGAGAGAAGAAGU